UCCUGGGCUUACCGUUCCACACAGUUCGGCGACUGUGUUCGGUGUUGAAUACUUUGUAGCAUCGCCGGAGCCCCUGGACAUGGUCAGCAGCGCUCGCUGUGGUCACUUGCAUUUUCUCAACCAAUCUGGAGUAAUAUAGAGGGGCUUGUCAAUUGCAUCCACACGCUUUACAGCAAGGAAGGAAGGGAGGAAGGAAAGCAAGCACGCAAGCGAACCAGAGAACGAAAAAAAACAGACUCGGACUCCCACAUUAGACUGUACAGUUUGUUCAGAAACACGACAGGAGGAUGAGUGUGAACCCCCCUCUCAGCCGCUCGGAGGUCUUCGGGCAGCUGAGGAAGGAGCUGUACGACGAUGAGGAGUUCAGACAGUCCGACACACACAUCUUCUUCAUCGUAGGGGCGUCGGGUGAUCUGGCGAAGAAGAAGAUCUACCCCACUCUGUGGUGGCUGUACCGGGACGGGCUGCUCCCAGAGGACACUCACUUCGUCGGUUUCGCUCGCUCCAAACUGACCGUGGAGGACAUUCAGAAACAGUGCCAGCCCUACAUGAAGGUAUCGGAGGAGGACUCCUCCAAGCUCUCUCAGUUCUUCUCUCGUCACUCCUACCUCUCCGGCGGCUACAACGACCCUGCGGCGUUCCGGAGCCUGAACCGGCACGUGGGGGAGAUUCCCAACGGAGAAGCGGCCAACCGCCUCUUCUACCUGGCACUGCCCCCGAGCGUGUACGAGGACGUGACCCGCAACAUCAGCCUGGAGUGCUUGAGCACCAAGGGCUGGAAUCGUGUGAUUGUGGAGAAGCCCUUCGGGAAGGACCUGCAGAGUUCGGACCAGCUUUCCAACCACCUGUCCUCCCUGUUCACAGAGGAGCAGAUCUACCGCAUUGAUCAUUACCUGGGCAAGGAGAUGGUGCAGAACCUCAUGGUGCUGAGGUUCGGGAAUCGGAUCUUUGGCCCGAUCUGGAACCGGGACAGUAUCUCCUGCGUGGUCCUGACCUUCAAAGAGCCAUUCGGGACCGAGGGGAGGGGGGGGUACUUCGACGAAUUUGGGAUAAUCAGGGAUGUCAUGCAGAAUCACUUGCUUCAGAUGCUGUGUCUCGUUGCCAUGGAGAAGCCGGUCUCGCCCAACUCUGAUGAUGUCAGAGAUGAGAAGGUGAAGGUGCUGAAAUGCGUGCGGGAGGCCUCUCUGGACGAUGUGGUUUUGGGGCAGUACGUGGGGGACCCCGAGGGAGAGGGGGAGGCUCAGAAGGGGUACCUCGAUGACCAGACCGUCCCCAAGGGGUCCCGCACCCCCACCUUUGCCACUGUGGUGCUGUAUGUGCAGAACGAACGCUGGGACGGGGUCCCCUUUGUGCUGCGCUGUGGGAAGGCUCUGAACGAGCGAAAGGCAGAGGUGCGGCUGCAGUUCUGCGACGUUCCCGGUGAUAUCUUCGCUCGGCACUGCAAGAGGAACGAGCUCGUGAUCCGAGUGCAGCCCAACGAGGCCGUGUACGCAAAGAUGAUGACCAAGAAACCGGGCAUGUUCUUCAACCCAGAGGAGAGCGAGCUGGACCUGACCUACGGGAGCAGAUACAAGGAUGUGAAGCUCCCUGAUGCCUACGAGCGUCUCAUUCUCGAUGUGUUCUGUGGCAGCCAGAUGCACUUCGUACGCAGUGAUGAGCUGCGGGAGGCUUGGAGAAUCUUCACCCCUCUCCUGCACAGGAUCGAGUCGGACAACAUCCUGCCUGUUCCCUACACCUAUGGGAGUCGAGGCCCAGUUGAAGCUGAUGAGUUGUUGAAGAAAGUUGGGUUUAGUUACGAAGGGACCUACAAGUGGGUCAACCCACACAAGCUGUGAGCCGGAACCAGAACCACACGGCUGUGUGUGCGUGCGCGAGCGUGUGCGUGUGCGUGAGGGUCUCGGGGUCUCGUAUAUAACGAGAUCGCUGCAUGAAUCCGAUUUAGAUUUUUUUUUUAAAUGUCAUCGACACACAGAUUCAUGUCCUGUCUCCUCUCUUUUUUUUGGUAUGCGGUCCAGGAGAAUGAUUUCCUUAAAAUAAAUGUAAAAAAGAAAACCAAAUAUUAAUUUCAUUGUGGCUUGAGGUUUAUAGUUUUUAAUUUUGUAUGAGUUAUGUAAUGUGAUACUGCAUUGGUGUUUAUAUGUGUUCUGUUGAUAAUCAGGUCCUGGGGUGUAAAGGGUUAAGUGAAACACAUUUAGUAAAAUGCAGAUCAGGGGCUGGGUUUGUCGUUCCUGGGCGUGUGUGUGCGUGUGUGUGCGUGUGUGUGUGUGUGUGGUGGGGGGGUGUGUCUGAGUGCGUCACAGACCAGCUAUACUUGUCCCAUUCUCAAGAACAGACUGUUUCUAGCAAUAGAAAUUCUUAAAAUAGCUUUAUAUAUAUAUAUAUAUAUACAGAACAUCAAAAGAAACUUAUCACUAUUGUAACACAUUUAUUUUCAAAAAUAAGGUAUAUAAAUGAUGGGCGUGGAUGAAAUGUUUUUGGUUUCUUUUUAAUCACUCAAUCAUUCAUCCUUGACCAUGACACGCUUGAGUGACUAUGACUGAAGCAGAUGCACUUAAUCACCUGAUUAGCGAGACAGCUGAUUGGACGCUGGGUGUGGAGCGAUUCCAGCUGUUGAAUUGCAAGCUUUGAAUAAAAGCAAUAGAAAAAAAACCAAUAUGCCACGUCUGUCGAGAGAGCAGCGCCUUCGUGCGAUCGGCAUGUUGGAGGCUGGGCUAGGGCAGCGUGCUGUGGCUCGCCGUCUUGGGUGCUCACAGCCAGCGAUUUCAAACCUGGCGAGACGGUAUAACCAGACACACUCUGUCAAUGACAGCGCCACCAACUGGGAGACCAAGGAACACCUGCCCGAGAUCCACAGAUCAUUCAGCAGCAUCUUCGUGAUGUCAGUUGUUAAUCAGCACGAUACAAAAGUCACCGCACCUGCUCUGAAACAGAGUUUGUCAUUUUUCGAUCACAUCUAGUGAAUUCUAUCCCAAUAUAAGUGAUACGUUUCUUUUGAUGCUCAAAUGUAAGUGAUCAGUUUCUUUUUGAUGCUCAGUAUGUAUAUAGUUAUUCUCAGAGGGGCGCCCCCUGAUUUGAUCCUGUAGUUACAGGGUCUCACAGUUUGAUUGUCAAGUACUGUACUGAUAAAGCAAACUUGUCUUAAGUACUACAACAAUAAAUAUCUUUUGCUUAUAAUAAA
Molecule: messenger RNA, 3178 nt
Organism: Acipenser ruthenus (sterlet)
Lineage: Eukaryota; Metazoa; Chordata; Actinopteri; Acipenseriformes; Acipenseridae
Product: glucose-6-phosphate 1-dehydrogenase-like
Exons: 13
Coding region: 288-1835 (515 amino acids)
Biological process (GO): glucose metabolic process; pentose-phosphate shunt, oxidative branch
Cellular component (GO): cytosol
Molecular function (GO): NADP binding; glucose-6-phosphate dehydrogenase activity
Source: RefSeq, a predicted model, not a curated record